This is a messenger RNA of Rotaria sp. Silwood1, 600 nucleotides long. NCBI's taxonomy places the organism in Eukaryota, Metazoa, Rotifera, Eurotatoria, Philodinida, Philodinidae. The record is from the annotation of a GenBank genome assembly.
UGGUAGAAGGUAUGCCUUGGCAUGGAUUGGUCCAAAAACUAAAGAGACAGUAGGAUUACACAGCUGAUUAUAAAAACGCAAUUAUUCUACCUUGAGAUAUUGUUUACAUUACAGUGAUACAUUGUGAUUUGUUUGAAGCGCGUGAUAGAAAUAAUGACGCAGCAUAUGAUUGAUGUUAAAUAACUUUCCUACCAAGUAUAACAAUAUUGCGACUGAUUUGACCGAUCAAUAUCUCAAAUUAUUCAUGCGAAUUAAAACCCAUAUUGUCAUCGUUUUUGUUUACAUAGAAAAUGUCGUGUGAUGUGUUUUGUCUCUUUCUGUUUACAUAUAAAAACGGUAACAUUGUGCAGUUCUUGUUAUAUUUGAAACUAAAUACAAUAUCAAGCCUUCUACGUAUUAAAUAUACCAAUGGGCAACAGAUCAGCAGCUCAGCCUCAAUAUAUAGCACCUAUGUAUCCACCUCCAAUAUAUCCUUAUCACCAUCAUCAUCAUAAUCGUCAUCGUUACCGUUCGCCUUACUAUGGUGGAUACUAUGGUGGAUACUAUGGUGGUUAUCCACCUUACUAUGGUGGUUAUCCAAGAGCAUCAUACGUAUACUGA